GCGGGAGCAGCGGUAGCGGCUUCAGUUCUAGGCAACCCGGCCGCCAGGGCAGGAACAGGGGGAGAGGAGCUACUGCCCCGCGCCGCCCCUGCGCUCGGGGGCCCUGAACCCGCCCGGCUGCCGCAAACCUCCGCUCUUCCUCUGGAGUGAGGAGUGCGCAGCUGGUAUCAGAGCCGAGAGGGCAAGGCAGGGUAGCGCGCAUGGCCUCAGCAGGCACGCGGCGACUCCCGGCCGGGACGCGCGCGGCGGCCAGGGGCUGCAGCGGCCUCUCGCUGCUCCCGGCCCCGCCCCUGGUCCCUCCGCGACCGCCGGGACCAAUGAGAUUUCUGAUCUCCUGCAGCCUCUUCUUGCCCCGGGCUGCCCAGGUCUUGGCGGCUGAGGCUGGCUUACCGCCCAGCCGUUCCUUCAUGGGCUUUGCUGCCCCCUUCACCAACAAGCGAAAGGCUUACUCCGAGCGUAGGAUCAUGGGGUACUCAAUGCAGGAGAUGUACGAGGUCGUAGCCAAUGUCCAGGAGUAUCGUGAGUUUGUGCCCUGGUGUAAGAAGUCUUUAGUGGUAUACAGCCGCAAAGGGCACCUGAAGGCCCAGUUGGAGGUUGGCUUUCCACCUGUUAUGGAACGUUAUACUUCUUCUGUUUCCAUGGUCAAACCUCACAUGGUCAAGGCUGUUUGCACCGACGGCAAGCUCUUCAACCACUUAGAGACCAUUUGGCGGUUCCGUCCUGGUAUUCCUGCCUAUCCCCGAACUUGCACUGUGGACUUCUGGAUUUCCUUUGAAUUUCGUUCUCUGCUGCACUCCCAGCUGGCCACCAUGUUUUUUGAUGAGGUUGUCAAACAGAAUGUCACUGCCUUCGAGCGCCGGGCAGCAACCAAGUUUGGUCCAGAAACAGCCAUCCCCCGUGAACUGAUGUUCCAUGAGGUGCACCAAACUUGAGGCAAAGGAUUGUUCCCUAGCCUCACCUCUCCUCUCCCUCCUCACCCAAUUCUCUUAUUUCAUUUGGCUCCUGCUCCAAUCUGAGAGAAGAGUCUAUGUUCAUAAUACUGUUCUCCCACUCAAAUUGGGCUCUAAGCUGGCUGGAAAUGCUGGGGGAAAGAAAAGGCAGGGAGGUAUGGAAAGGAGACAUGCUUAGGAAAGGGUCAGGCUCAUCUUGAGAGCCCAUAUGCCUGAUGCCUGCAACCUUCUCACACUGAAUUAUAAUCAGGACUGUAUGGUUGUCUCUGAGCUCUUGUCAAGGUGCCUUAGUGUCUGACCAGGGGAAGACAGCAACUUUUCUUAGGAUUGAAUAAAUUGAACUCCUUUCUCUGACACACAGCUACUGGGUAGUCAAUAACUUUGCCUGCUCUUGGGGAAGGGGCAGGAUAAGAACCCUGAAUAAAUAAAGGGAUAUUUGCUUGUGGCAGGGGAUGAGGAGGGAGGUUUACUAUUUUUAAUGCCCUCAGCCCCUCAGGAGAUGCCCGAGAUCUGGCCCCAGCUUGAAAUCCGUAUGACCUCACUUUAAGAAUAGUUCCAUGCUGCCUGGCUAGUGGAGAGCAAGGGGCUUUCUCCCCAUCAUUGCCACAGGAGGCAAGGAGCAAAAGAGCACUGAACAGUUAUACUCUUGGGUUGUACCUUAUUCUUCCACUUGGCCUGAGUUUUUAUAAAAUUUCAAUAAAUUAAUU
Messenger RNA from Eubalaena glacialis (North Atlantic right whale), 1657 nucleotides. RefSeq names its product coenzyme Q10A (gene COQ10A). Gene Ontology annotation, cellular component: mitochondrion. Bases 201 to 932 code for a protein of 243 amino acids. Gene Ontology annotation, biological process: ubiquinone biosynthetic process; cellular respiration. NCBI's taxonomy places the organism in Eukaryota, Metazoa, Chordata, Mammalia, Artiodactyla, Balaenidae. Gene Ontology annotation, molecular function: ubiquinone binding. The record is from RefSeq and is a predicted model, not a curated record. The transcript is spliced from 5 exons.